AUGUCGAGAAUACUCCACAAUCGGAUGAGAUCAUCCUUGAAGCGCUCCAACUGGUCAUGCGUAGAUAAGCGAGCAGUCGCAUUCUCAGUAUGGACGGGUCGCAGCAUGCUGCUCCGGCGGCCUGUAGACACGAGCCUCGUGCAGCGGCGGCGGUACGGCAUGCUGGUGGCUCGGGCGGUGCGCGGGCUGCUGAAGAUCAGAUAUCUGGUGCUCGGCGGCGCUGUGGGGGGUGGCAUGACACUGAAUAAGAAAUAUGUGGAAUGGAAAGAUGGCUUGCCGGACAUGGGCUGGUUGAAUGACCUCCUGCCCGACAAUGACCAGUGGGACCGAUUCACCACCACCCUCAUCUCUGCACGGGAGAAAAUUGGAGACAAUUUGCAGAUUGGUGGUCUGAGGUUGUCGCUGACCGCAGAUCCCCGGCUGGCGGAAGCCGGCGCGGCGCGCGCGCGGGAGCUCCGUGUGUGGCUGGAGCGGAGGUAUGAAGAUGCGGUCGCUGCGGCCGCCGCGACUGAGGGGCAGAGUAGUCAGAUUGAGCCAGCCCCGAAGCUAGUGAACAAUCUGCAGAGCCGCCCCGCCGCCCCCACCGCCGCCGCUUCUGCUAAGGAGGAGACUAGUGCUAUGUAUGAGAAGCGCAUCCACGUGCUACAAGACGAGGUCCUGUCCCUCCAAGCUCGCUACCAGCGCGAGCUGCAGCGGCUGGAGCAGGAGAACCGGGAGCUGCGCCAGCAGAACAUGCUGCUGAAGCAGGGCCGGCAGCCCAGUGCUAGGAAGAUGAAGCGGUCGCUAAUCGACAUGUACUCCUCUGUCCUCGACUCCCUAACCACCUGGGACGGCGGCGCGGACCGCCUGCCGCGCGUGGUCGUGGUCGGCGACCAGUCCGCCGGCAAGACGUCCGUGCUGGAGAUGAUAGCGCGAGCCAGGAUCUUCCCGAGGGGGCAGGGACAGAUGUGUACUAGGGCUCCAGUGAAGGUGACGCUGUCCGAGGGUCCGUACCACGUGGCGCAGUUCCACGACUCGUCCAGGGAGUUUGAUUUAAACAAGGAGGCGGAUCUUGUUGAGUUGAGGAAAGAAAUCGAGCUGCGCAUGCGCAACUCGGUGCGCGGCGGGCGCACGGUGUCGCACUCCGUCAUCUCGCUGUCGGUGAAAGGGCCCGGUAUACAACGCAUGGUGCUGGUGGACUUGCCCGGGGUUAUUUCUACACAAACAGUGGACAUGGCGUCAGACACUCGUGACUCCAUCAUACAGAUGUCGAAGCAGUACAUGGAGAACCCCAACGCCAUCAUACUGUGUAUACAGGACGGCUCAGUGGACGCGGAGCGCAGCAACGUGACGGACCUGGUGGCGCAGUGCGACCCGGCCGGGAAGCGAACCAUCUUCGUGCUCACCAAGGUGGACCUGGCCGAGGAGAACCUGCACGAUCCUAAUAGGAUCCGCCGCAUCCUCGAAGGCAAGCUCUUCCCCAUGAAGGCUCUAGGCUACUACGCCGUAGUGACCGGCCGCAGCAAGCGAGACGACAACAUACAGAGCAUACACGAGUACGAGCAGAGGUUCUUCCGCUCCAGCGGCAUGUUCAAGGACGGCCUCAUAGCCCCGUCUCAGCUGACGACACAGAACCUGUCUCUAGCUGUAUCCGACUGCUUCUGGAAAAUGGUGCGAGCGACGGUGGAACAACAGGCCGACUCGUUCAAGGCAAUGAGGUUUAAUCUGGAAACUGAGUGGAAGAAUACUUUUCCGAGACUGCGCGAGCUAGACCGCGACGAGCUAUUCGAGCGAGCGCGCGCCGAACUACUCGACCAAUCCGCGUCGCUCACGGGCGUGUCCGCCGGCCAAUGGGAGAAGCGCUUGCACGCCGCGCUGUGGGAGCAGGCCAAUCAGCGGGUGUUGCGGGAUGUUUACCUGCCGAGUGCGGCCAAUGCGGGGGAGGAGGAUCAAGACAAAUUCAACACACUAGUCGACAUAAAGCUCCGCGAAUGGGCUGAGAACGACCUGCCCACAGAAUCCAUCAAAGCCGGCAGCGCAGCCCUAAGAGAAGAGUUUAAGGCUCUAAUGAACGAGAGUGCUGAAGAUACUGACCCGAUAUAUGAGCCGGUGAAAGCGGCGGCAGUGGAGGAGGCCUUGAGGAGGCAUGAGUGGGAGGAUCGCGCUAAGGAUGUCCUCCGAGUCCUCCAACUAAACGCCCUGCAAGACCGCUGCGUGUCCUCGCGGCAGCAGUGGGACGCCGCCGUGGCUCUGAUGACGAGCAGUCUGCAGGCCAACCUGAACGAGACUGACCAUCAGCUGAAGGAACUUACAGGUCCAGGCUUCAAGGACCGCUGGCUGUACUGGAAGUCUUCCUCCGAGGAGCAGAACAGACGAGCUGAAGUGAAGAAUGAGUUGGAACGACUCGGCACAACCAGGCCUAACCUUACUUAUGAUGAGGUUGUGGCAGUGAGAGAUAACUUGAGGCGUAGAAGCAUCGAGGUGGACAACGAUUACAUACGUGAGACGUACAAGCCUGUUUACUUAAAGAAUUUCCUGCAAAGAGCGAUGACCCGAGCGAGAGAUUGCAAAAAGAGCUUCUACAUGUACAGUCAACAAAACGGCACAGUGAAGGAGUGCUGUGAAGUGGUAAUGUUCUGGCGAGUGCAACAGACACUGAGUACAACAGCCAACGCGUUGAGACAGCAAAUAGGGAACAGGGAGGCAGCGAGGCUAGAUAGAGAGCUGAGAGAGGUUUUGGACGAGAUGGCGGCGGAUCCGGAACUGAAGCAGAAGCUGUUGUCAGGCCGACGAGUCGAGCUGGCCGAGGAACUGAAGAAAGUGCGGCAAGUCCAAGAGAAGCUAGAAGAGUUCAUAGAACAGCUGAGUAAAGAGAAAUAGUCACGUCAUAGGCGCUAGUUGUACAUUGUAGGGUAUAUUUAUUCAUUAACCCUUUAUAAGACGGAAUAGGUUCAAAUAUUUAAUUGGUUUUGGACCGUAACUCGAUGUCAUUAAAUUCAAAAUAUGAUAGUCACAUUAUAGUUCCCAAAGCCUAAUAAAGGGUUAAACUAACUAAAAUAAGCCUUGGCAGGAAUAUGGAGGAUACUUUUGGGAAUAAAGAACGAUUUUGACCUGUUAUGUACUGUCCAACUAAUGUAAUGUACUAUUUUAUUUAUCAAACUGAUAGAAGUUCUGAAGUAAAAAGAUAAAUAAAUACAUACCUUAUUUUUAUUAUGGAAAAUGAGAUUUACGCAGGCGUAAUGUCGAAUUUAGAAAAAAAUACAGAAUUUCCACCACUAUGUAUUUAUGUAGGAUAUAAAUGAUUUCCAAAGAUACUUAUUAUUUACCUACAUAGACACUAAAAAUACUAAAAUAGGGAUAACCAUUUCGCGAUAGGAUAGGACACAUAUUCUGAAGAUUAUUAUUGUAUAUUUUUGUAAAUAUUCAGUAUAUUUGCAAGUUAUGCCUACAUUUCGUUGCAAGAUGUAGUUUUUAAGAUAGUUAAAUGUUUUUUUGUGAAGUUAACCAUUGAUAUUGUAGCUUCAAAAGUAUUGUUGGUUAUAUAUUGUAAGGAAUACUAGUAACUUCAUAAAUUACAGUGAGAAUAUAUGGCACUUGUGUGUAAGAUAACUGUUAUCUUAAUUAA
This is a messenger RNA of Plutella xylostella (diamondback moth), 3604 nucleotides long. RefSeq names its product Opa1 mitochondrial dynamin like GTPase (gene Opa1). Gene Ontology annotation, molecular function: GTP binding; microtubule binding; GTPase activity. Gene Ontology annotation, cellular component: cytoplasm; mitochondrial intermembrane space; microtubule. Lineage: Eukaryota; Metazoa; Arthropoda; Insecta; Lepidoptera; Plutellidae. Gene Ontology annotation, biological process: endocytosis; mitochondrial fission; mitochondrial fusion. The record is from RefSeq and is a predicted model, not a curated record.